GAGAAGAGCUUCUUGCUGACCUCUCAGUGGUAGGAAAAGGCAGUGAUCCAGAUGGACAGAGCUUUAAGGCGCUUAGAGCCAUGGAAGAUCGCAGUCAUUGUUGUGUCAGUGAUAGUAGGCUUAGCCCUCAUCAUUGGCUUGAUUACAUUUCUUUUGUGCCACGAUCAAGACAGAUAUUACAAUGCAUCUUUUGUAAUCACCAAUGUCGACUAUAAUCCUCAGUAUGAAAGGCAAACUACAGAUGAGUUCAGGAACCUAAGUGAAGAUAUUGAAACUAUGAUCUCUGAAGUAUUCAGGGGGUCCUUUCUAAGUAAAAGAUACAUCAAGUCCCACGUGGUCAGUCUAAGCCCAGAUCCUGUUGGAGUGCUUGCAUCUGUUGUUCUGGUAUUUAAAUUUCCCUCUGCUGACAGUGAAGCAGCGACCUCGGGUCAAGUCAGCCGUGUGUUACUCAGAAGGCUGAAAGCAACCUCAACGUACCUGAAUGUUGACCAGUCUAGCAUUAGACUCACAGAGUUGAAUAAGGAAAAGGGCGAUAACCUUUUAAACAACUGCUGUGGAAUACGAAGACAGGCAUUCUCCUUCACAGGAGUGGAAAGAAUAACUGGCGGGCAGCGUGCACGGGAGGGAGAAUGGCCAUGGCAGGCGAGCAUUCAGCUCGAUGGGACCCAUCGCUGUGGGGCAUCAAUCAUCAGUAACACCUGGCUGGUGACUGCAGCCCACUGCUUUAGAGGAGUAAGAGAUCCUCGGAGGUGGACUGCCAGCUUUGGAAUUCUGCUGAGACCUCCAAAACAGAAAAAAUUUGUCCGGAGAAUUAUUGUUCACGAGAGAUACGGUGACGUUCUCCUUGAUCAUGAGUAUGACGUGGCUGUUGUGGAACUCGCCUCUCCUAUUGAGUUCACAAGUGACGUGCACAGUGUCUGCCUUCCUGAAGCAUCUCACAUUUUCCCAGACAACACUUCCUGUUUUGUCACUGGCUGGGGAGCUUUGGAGAAUGAUGGCUAUAGUGUUAACCAGCUUCGACAAGCAGAAGUGAGAAUUAUAAGUACUGAGGUUUGUAAUAGGAGACAAGUGUACGGUGGAGGUAUAACAGCUGGAAUGUUGUGUGCUGGAUACUUGGAGGGGCAGGUGGAUGCUUGCCAGGGUGACUCCGGUGGGCCGCUGGUGCAAGCAAAUUCCAGAGGAAUCUGGUAUCUUGUGGGAAUAGUGAGCUGGGGAGAUGAAUGUGGCAAGCCAAAUAAACCAGGAGUAUACACACGAGUGACUUACUAUCGAAACUGGAUCCACUCCAAAACGGGCAUCUGAAACCUGGAGCAGGUUAAAUUUUGUGGGCUGUGUACAACUAUUCCUCUGACACAUCCUGCUCUGUGGUCACCCUCUAAGCAGCUGCUGGCUUAGCUUGUGGUCAUGUAUAAAGUACCUGUAAGCUUGGAGCAGUCUAGGACUUAAAAUUGGUUUGGCCUACAGCCAGACAGGAAUGGACUUGAUCCAUGUGAUAUUUGUUUGUUCAGGAAAUAGUCUGUCAGAGGGACAACUGCCUUCAUCUAUAUGCAAUAUAUUGACCCUUUUUUCUUCAUGGCCACAUGUCUUGGCUCCAGCUUUUAUACCCAAGCAAAGUGUUUGAGCCCAAACAAUCAUCUACCGGCAUCCAAGACGAGCGAUAACUGAAACCUGGCCCAUCCAUUUGCUGUGUGCUCACAAGGCCCUAUCUAUCCAUAGAAAAGCUACAAUCCAGGCCCUGACUCCAAGGCUGCUGUACUUCUGAAUUCUUGAGAUUUCUCCUGCAUCAUUCCAGGGAGUGCACUAUAAUGGAGAAUGGAAAAUGGCUUAGAGAAGUCCUGGUUCCUAAUAUCAUAUUGGACUGUUAAUUAAGUGAAUGGAAAACUUUUUCUUGCCUGAGAAAGAAAUUAGUGGAAAACACCAGCUUGUGUCCACCUUCUUUGAACAAGUGAACAUAUGCCUGCUCAUCACUUCAUAUAAACAGUCUCAACCACAGCAUUUGCCAGGAGAGUGAUUGCUGGACUUAAGACCAAAAACCACUUUAUGUUCAUACCAGUUUGUUGUUGUAGCACAAUAUUUGGCUGAAUUAAUUUCCAUUUUUAUCUUUCCAGACUGUAUUUUUCUGAAUAAAAGUCCUUUGCCUUUUGUGCAGGAUGGAUGAUUGAAACAAUCUUAGUAUGACCUUCGUAAAAAAAAACUCCUCAAACUUCUUAUUCUUGUGAAUGCUAUUGUCAAGUCUUUAUAGUUUUAUAUGUGCAUCUUUAGCUGUAUCCUGUAAAAAAAAAAGCUUUUGCAUUACAGUGUAAAUGUCCCUGUCCUUCAGAGCAGGACAGAACUUCUGACAGACCCAGAAAUCUUAUGUAUAGAGCUCUCUCUUCUCACAGGAAGUAAGAAUUGCCUGUGUUGCAUUGCCAGACUGUAGCUGACUCAUUUGAUCUCAGCCACACAAACCUCAUAUUCUUUCUGGCUUCAUGUUUUCAGGAGCCCAUGUUUAUGUCAGCCAGGUAGAUACCAAUGCUUUUUACAACCCAGCAGCAGAACACACCUAUUCUUGGUGGGGAUGCUCUCCUUGGUGUGUCAGCAAGCUUUCCAACUUCAUGUGGAUCCUGAUCCUAACAGCAGCAAGUGUUGUGGACUUAAUUGCUGGAUAAUGAACCACUCAACUCCUCUUUUCUCCCUCUGUGGUCAGAAGAGAAAGAACUCAGGAGAGGAGAUACUAGCCACACUGCCAAGAUUCAGAGCUGGUCCAGCAUGGCAAGCAAGAAAGAACCUUCUGCCAGGCUAGAAAAGGCAAACAGCAGGCUUUCAGUAGUUAGAAGGGCCGGGGGAAACAGGCCCUCAGUGGUUAUAGUCUUAGGAUCAAAGCAUUGCUCAAGUUGAGCACCAGUCAGCUGGCAAAGACAAUGGCAGUUCAGGGAUCCCCUCUGGACUGUGCAGCUUGCUGUCAGUGCUGCCCAAAUAGAGCUGUGAUCCCUCCAGAGCGGUGAUAACAAAAGUAUUUUGAUUACAUGUCCUGUGAUCUCUUUGUCAGUCCAGAGAACAAUGUUUUUCUAGAGCCUCAAUGGAGGUACUGGAAUAGUUGGAAGCCCACAGAAGGUCUGCAGCUGUUGUGUGUUCUAUACUUGUGUAUACCUGGCACUUGAUUUUUUUUUUUCCCCUCCAGGAACUUGUGGAAUGAUGGGAACUUCAGAAACAAACUUGGUGGUUUAAUUUCUACAUAGGGAAUAAACACUGUUGGGCUGGUUCCAUAGGUCUGAGCCCAACAAAUUUCAUUUCUGCCUCUUCAGCCGAACAUGUCUGACAUAUAUUGCUUGUUAGAGGAAGCCUAAAACUGACAUAUGACAAAUAUAUAUGAAUUUUUUUUUUCUUGGUUGUAGCACUUGUCUUGCCAGGAUGGUGAAUGAAAUUUUAUACUUUUCUUCAUAGAUAUCAUUACAAAAUACUAUGGAUUUUCAGUUUUCAAAGCACUUUAGGCUUGGGUUUUCAAAGGACAUAAUGGUUUCUCCAUCUGCUGGAUUUCAUUCUAACUUGCUCUCUUCACAUUUUUAGGAUUGCAAAUACCAACUUUCUCACUGAUUUCCCAAAAUACAUAAGUAGAUGUCCAAAAAAAAAAAAAAUUUUUGAAUCUGUGAACUUUCCAAUUUGCUUCUUUUGGGUACUAUAUCAGAAAGCCUUAAGCAUUUAGCUCAGUCUCAAGGGCUGGAGUAAAUCUCAUUCUCAAAAGUCGUGCAAACAAAAACUCAACUUGUCAUUUGCUUAAGGGUCUGCCAUUUCUGAGGGUCUACUUGUAGAGAUACAGUACCUGAUCUCCCUUAUUGCUGAGUGCCAGCACAGUGCAGACAGGAGGAGUGUGGAUGAAGAGGACCUGGCAUCUACUUGGUGUAUGUUUUGGGAGGCUUUAUUUUGGACUACCUUGUGGAGAUUCUCCUUACAGCAUCUGGAAAUUUUGCUUCCAGUUUCUUCUGGAAGCAAUGUAGUACACAUGCUCUGAGGCCUCUUGGUGAUGCAAAGCAGUACAAAUGGUGACUAUCAAGAAGAGCAUUUGUAAGAAUGGAAUUCAUCCAAGGAAGUAUUGGUGUGGAUGGAGAUGAUGGGCCUGAAUCCCUUACCUGUGGCAAAACUACACUGAUGUCAACCUUGUCUGGCUUUUCAUGAGGGAAAUUAAGGAAACCUGAAGCCAAAACUUUUUAUUUGGUUUAGGUGGUCUAGAAGACUUGUAUUUUUUGAAGCUGCAUUUUCACCAGUUUGUGAAGCUACAAGCUGCAGUUUCUCUCAUCUGUGUUUUUAGAGGAAUUAACAUCUUCACUCAAGGCAGAAUGGGAUAUAUCUAACUAUACAAUUGUGCAUGACACACAGGAAUGUAAUUUAUAUGUAAAUUUAAUAAAAUUUGUUAAAUUUA
Messenger RNA from Vidua chalybeata, 4396 nucleotides. It is a transcript of the gene TMPRSS11E, whose product is annotated as transmembrane serine protease 11E. Gene Ontology annotation, molecular function: serine-type endopeptidase activity. The transcript has 10 exons. Gene Ontology annotation, cellular component: plasma membrane; extracellular region. The coding region runs from base 52 to 1302 and encodes 416 amino acids. Lineage: Eukaryota; Metazoa; Chordata; Aves; Passeriformes; Viduidae. Gene Ontology annotation, biological process: proteolysis. The record is from RefSeq and is a predicted model, not a curated record.